Thunnus maccoyii (southern bluefin tuna) is the source of this 3662-nucleotide messenger RNA. RefSeq names its product coagulation factor C homolog, cochlin (Limulus polyphemus) (gene coch). Lineage: Eukaryota; Metazoa; Chordata; Actinopteri; Scombriformes; Scombridae. The record is from RefSeq and is a predicted model, not a curated record. The transcript has 16 exons. The coding region runs from base 706 to 2367 and encodes 553 amino acids.
CCCCAAAAGUAUGUUUAUUGGCUUUUUGUUCAUUUUUGAAUAAACAGAAUCGUCCUUCCAUCCUCAAGAACGGGAAUAAUAUAAAAUAGAUACACAACUACAAAUAUAUUUAUAGAAAAUAACAGAUCAUCCAGGUCUCCCUCCUUAUUCACAACCAUGUUACUGCUGCUGUGAUACAAAUUACAAGUGUUUUCACUUCACUCUUUUAAUUUCUAUUCUAUUCUAUUCUGUCCACGCUUGUCAAAAACCUCGGUGUGAUAUUUGAUUUGCCUUUAAGUUUAAGAAUCAAGUUAAUGCUGUUGACAAAGUUCAUCCGUUAAUCUCUGUCAAAGAUCUCGAGAAGGUGAUCCACACCUUUACGUCCUCCUGCUUGGACUACUGCAGCUCCCUGCGUACUGGGAUACUGGGAUUAGUCAGUCGUCCCUGUCCCGCUUGCAACUGGUCCAGAACGCUGCAGCCAGGUUGACCUGUGACUGAGGCCCCUCCCACCUCUUCCUCUGAUGUCAGAGCUGUAAGGUGUGUGUGUGUGUGUGUGUGUGUGUGUGUGUGUGUGUGUGCGAGCAUGAGCUUAUUUAAAGGGCUGACUCUCUCUCGCUGGGCGAUCGACACCAGCUCAGCAUCACCAGCUUACCGCCUGCUGCUUCCAGGGAAUAAACUCUCAACAGUUUUCCAGAGAGACGUCUGCUGAAGAGAAACAGUGCAGAAAUGUUUCAGCUGUCCGUCCUGCUGCCUGUGACAGGCCUUUUCUUUCUGCUCUCCUCAACGUUCGGCUCAGAAUCCAGCGUGCCCUACCCGGUGACCUGCGGGACCCGUGGAGCCGACCUGAUGGAGGACGGCGUGGUGGUGUUAUGUCCUCCGGACUGCACCCAGUGGAGGGUGUCGGUGUUCGGGACGGGUGUCUACGCCUCCGUCUCCUCCGUCUGUGGAGCCGCUUUGCACAGGGGGCUUGUUGGACCUUCCGGCGGCUCCGUCAGGGUCAACAGGCUGCAGGGUCGACACAACUACAUGAGCUCCUACGCCAAUGGCAUCCAAUCACAGGCCUUGUCCCACUGGACCGCCUCCUUCAGCCUCACCAAACCAGUUAAUGUUCCACUGGAGUUGACUGGUGAGAUCAGCACCACAGCUCUGCCUGCAGCUGCACAACCAGCAAAGAAACCACUGAAGAAGCCGUCAGUGAAGAAAGCUCUGACAGGAGGAAAUAAAGACUGUCAGAUGGACAUCGCCAUGGUGAUCGACAGCAGUAACAACAUCGGGCAGCGACGCUUCAACCUGCAGAAGAACUUUGUUGCCAAACUGACGGCAAUGUUGAGAGUCGGACCAACAGGACCGCAUAUAGGCCUGGUGCAGUCCAGUGAUUCUCCCAGAACAGAGUUCUUACUGACCAACUACACGCAGCCUAAAGAGCUGCUGUUUGCCAUCAAGGAGCUGGCGUUCCUGGGAGGAAACACCAACACAGGUAAGGCCAUCAUGCACACGGCGGAGACCUUCUUCACCCAGGAGAACGGGGGGAGGCGGGGUCACCCCCGGGUGAUGAUGGUGCUGAUUGACGGCUGGCCGUCUGACGACCUGGAGCAGGCGGCCAUGUUGGCCAGAGAGUCCGGCAUCAACGUGUUCCUGGUGUCUGUGGCCAAGCCGGCGCCCGAGGAGCUCACCAUGGUGCGAGACAAAGACUUCAUGAAGAAGGCCGUGUGUAAAGAUAACGGUUUCUUCAGUUAUAUGAUCCCCAGCUGGUUCAGCACCACCAAACAUGUCAAACCUCUCAGUCAGAGACUCUGCUCGCUGGACAGUCUGCUGUGCAGUAAAACCUGCUAUAACUCAGUCAACAUCGGGUUCCUCAUCGACGGUUCGUCCAGCGUCGGCGAGGGAAACUUCCAGCUGGUUCUGGAGUUCCUGGCAGGAAUCGCCAGAGGCUUCGACAUCUCAGACGUGGGAUCUCACAUUGGUGCGGUGCAGUUCACCUACGACCAGAGGCUGGAGUUCGGUCUGUCCGAAUACUCCAACAAAGAGGAUGUCGUCACUGCUUUGAAGAGGAUCCCCUACAUGAGCGGAGGAACAGCCACCGGAGGCGCAAUCAGCUACACCACCCAGAACCUGUUCAGGCGGACAGGACCGGGCCGCAACUUCCUCGUCGUGGUGACAGACGGCCAAUCAUAUGAUGAUGUCAGAGGCCCGGCGAUGGCUGCACAGAAACAAGGCAUCACCAUCUACUCGGUGGGCGUGGCCUGGGCACCGAUGGAUGACCUCAGAUCUAUGUCAUCAGAGCCAAAGGACAACCACACCUUCUUCACCAGAGAGUUCACUGGCCUUGCCGAGUUAAUCCCGCAGCUGGUCCGAGGCAUCUGCCGAGAUUUCACCGAGAACAACUGAGAACACAAACACACACAAGUUUGUACUUCUACACUUGUGAGGACCCUUGUUGAUAUUACCUGGCCUCUAACUUUAACCUCCCUAUAAAACAAAGUCUGAACCCUCAAACACUCAGAAGAUGUGAGGACUGGACUAAUUAUCCUGACUUUGAAGGUAGAGAAACAGGUCCUCACAGUAACAGAAGUAUGAGUUUGUACAGAUAUACAUGUGAGAAGCCUCACUGACAUAAUACAAACCAAGUCUUAACCCUUAAACAACCUUAUGAAAAUGUUAGGACCAGACAAAAUGUCCUCACUUUCCAAAAAGUCCUCAGUUUGCAGGUAAAACAACAGGUCCUCACAUAGUAGUGGAAGAGAACACACUCUGUAUAUAUACUGUACACAUGUACCCACCGAUACAUACACAUGAAAACACAUGUACAUAAAAGUCAAACAACAUAGAAAGUCACACAUAUACACCACAAACCAUUUUUUCUAUUUAAUGAGGGAGAUGUUGGGAAAUCACCAUACAACCAAUCAUCAUCAGCAUAGAACAGUAAAAAUAAAAUCGCUCACUCUUCACUGUGCAGUCCACUGACAGUGUGUCUGAUUCUGUUAUCAGAUUUAUUACAGCUUAUAUCAUUACAGUAUGACGUACUAGAUACCUAAAGUGCAAAAACUAGGUUACAGCUUGUAAAAACAUUGCUAACAUCACGUUAGCCAGCGAAAUAGAUUUUUACUAAUGCUAACUCUGCUACCUUGGAUUGUUUUGUUAAUCUUGGAUCACAUUAUCUUGCAUAACAGCACGCUCUUUUUUUUUAAUUAAGGGGAUCACAAUCAGUUUUCAUGUAAUUGGCUGAAGCAGAGAAGCUAAUUUAUAUGAAAUAGAUGCUUAAUAAUUAUGGAAAAAAAAACUCUGCUCUAAAUGAGUGUUAAAUUUCUAUUAAUCGGAGUCAAGUACAGAAGCACAUUUCAUUCACCAAACAAACAAAAAAACCUGGAGACAUUUUCUUGUAAUUAUGAAAUAAAGAUACUGUAAUUAUAAGAUAGUUUUCUUGUAUUUAUGCAACCACUCUAUCAUAAUUAUAAGAAAACAAUUUUAUAAUUGUUAAUAUUUAUGAGAUUCUUGACUUCAUCACAAUUACGCAAGCCAUAUCUUGUAAAUAUGAAAUGAUUUGAGAGAUAUUGUAAUUACAAAAUCAGUAAUUUUCUCAGAAUUCUAUCCUUAUCUCAUAAUUAGACAUCUUGCAUCUCAUAAAUAUGAAAUAAAGAUAUUAUAAUUGUAUUUAAAUUAUAAGUUAGUUUGAUAAGGCUUUA